UCAAUAUCACAAGCACAGUCGUUGAUGAGCUUAUUCACUUCCCCAAAGAUAACUUCAAAACCAGAAUCGGGUAACAAUUCAACAGCACAGCACUCACCAAGGAUCAGUUGUGAUUCCACAAAAUUGUUACCAAUCGAAGUGAAAGUGGAAGAUGUCGUUCCUGAUUCGCCGAGUGUGUCGUAUUCUGAGCAACAGCCGUCCACCUCGUCAGCGAUGACCGUCUCUCAGUCGGGUGUUUCGUUGUCGGGCGUUGCUUCCCAAGCGACUCCAACGCCGCGUUCGUCGGUCGCCAUUGGUACCGAAUCGAAUGUGGAACGAGCCGCGAAACAAGAGGCACAAGUGCUGGCGCGAGUGGCAGAACUCCGUCGUCAAGGACUGUGGACAGCAUCAAGAUUGCCAAUGAUUGAUAUGCCGGCUAGGAAUAAGACUCACUGGGAUUAUCUGCUGGAGGAAAUGCGAUGGAUGGCUGCUGAUUUUCGACAGGAGAGAACUUUUAAACGACAUGCGGCCAAAAAGACUUUGAACCGACUCAUGUUAAUUGAGUCAUGGAGAAUACUGCGUGAUGCCGAAUAUACGCGAUUUUUUGUUUGUUCUCAAUGUGCUCGAUGA
This is a messenger RNA of Anisakis simplex (herring worm), 609 nucleotides long. NCBI's taxonomy places the organism in Eukaryota, Metazoa, Nematoda, Chromadorea, Rhabditida, Anisakidae. The record is from the annotation of a GenBank genome assembly.